Grus americana (Whooping crane) is the source of this 1501-nucleotide messenger RNA. RefSeq names its product RNA polymerase III subunit GL (gene POLR3GL). The coding region runs from base 151 to 801 and encodes 216 amino acids. The record is from RefSeq and is a predicted model, not a curated record. The transcript has 8 exons. Lineage: Eukaryota; Metazoa; Chordata; Aves; Gruiformes; Gruidae. Gene Ontology annotation, cellular component: RNA polymerase III complex. Gene Ontology annotation, biological process: transcription by RNA polymerase III.
CCCUCCCCUCUGACUGGCUCCGCCUCCCGCAAAUCAGCGCGGCGCUGGCGCGCACGCUCCGCCCCUUUCAUACGUUACGGAGCCGCAGUGGCCCCGGACGCACGUGGAGCGGCUGCGCAUGCGCGGCCGCCCCCCCGGCCCCCCCCAGCCAUGGCGGGCCGAGGCCGGGGCCGGGGUCGCGGGCAGAUGACCUUCAACGUGGAGGCGGUGGGCAUCGGGAAGGGGGACGCGCUGCCCCCCCCCACCCUCCAGCCCUCCCCCCUCUUCCCGCCCCUGGAGCACCGGGCGGCCCCGCUGCCGGGGGGGGAGGAGGGGGAGUACAUGCUGGCGCUCAAGCAGGAGCUGCGGGGGGCCAUGAAGAACCUCCCCUACUUCGUCAAGCCCGGGGCGCCCCGGAGAGAUAUCGAGCGCUACUCGGACAAGUACCAGCUCUCCAGCCCCGUCGACAGCGCCAUCGACUGGAACCCAGACUGGAGGCGGCUGCCGCGGGAGCUGAAGAUCCGGGUGCGGCGGCUGCGGAAAGGCAGGACCACCAUCCUCAUCCCCAAGUGCAAGCAGCGGGUCGCGCUCGACAAGGAGGAGACCAUUAAGAAGCUGGAGAGCCUGGAGAAGAAGGAGGAGGAGGUGACGUCGGAGGAGGAAGAGGAGAAGGAGGAAGAAGAAGAAGGGAAGGAAGAGGAGGAAGAGGAGUACGACGAGGAGGAGCACGAGGAGGAGACCGACUACAUCAUGUCCUACUUCGACAACGGGGAGGACUUCGGCGCCGACAGCGAUGACAACAUGGACGAGGCGGUUUACUGACCCCCCCCCGGGGACAUCGGGGUCCCUCAUCACCCCCCCAGGACAUCAGGGUCCCCGUCACCCCCUGCCCCGGGGUCCCCGUCACCCCCUGCCCUGAUGUCUGGGUCCCCUCUCACCACCAGCCCCCCCCCCCCCUGCCCAGGACAUCAGGGUCCUUUCUCAGGCCCCCCCCCCCCCCCCCCCCCGGGACAUCGGGGUCCCCUGUCACCAGCCCCCCCAGAUACCGGGGUCCCCUGUCCGUCACCCCCCCCGGACACCCGGGUCCCCUGUCCCCCCCCUGCCCUGGACACCCGGGUCCCCUGUGCCCCCCCCCCCCCAGCCUGCAGGUGGCACUCGUGCUCCAGGGACGGAGAGGGGGGUGCGACACCCCAAGGUUGGGGCACCCCAGGGUGCUGGCAGCUGGGGCGGGGGCUUGGGGACACCCUGGUGUGUGUGUGUGUGUGUGUGUCCCAAUUUGGGGGUGUCCCAGGGGGCUCCCGAACCCCUGUGGUGGGGGUGUUUUGGGGGGAUGACACCCCCCCGGCCUUGUCCCCAAGCCAGCGGUGGGUGGGAUUGUCCCUGGUGGAGGCGAUGAUUUUAGGGGUGACGGGGAGGCCCCCCCCAAGCUCCCCCCCCCCCCCCCCCCUUUUUCUGGCAGCUUUUUAACAUUUGGGAUUUUUUAACCAUUUUGGGUGGAUUAAAGUUGAUUUCUGUAUUUCCA